AUGCUGUCCUUUAUCCUCAUCCAGAACCGACAGGGCAAGACGCGGCUCGCCAAGUGGUACGCCCCCUACAGCGACGAGCAAAAGAUCAAGCUCAAGGGCGAGGUCCACCGGCUCGUCGCCCCGCGCGACCAAAAGUACCAGUCCAACUUUGUCGAGUUCCGCAACAACAAGAUCGUCUACCGCCGCUACGCGGGGCUCUUCUUCUGCGCCUGCGUCGACACAAACGACAACGAGCUCGCCUACCUCGAGGCCAUACACUUCUUCGUCGAGGUCCUCGACGCCUUCUUCGGCAACGUCUGCGAGCUCGACCUCGUCUUCAACUUCUACAAGGUCUACGCCAUCCUCGACGAGGUGUUCCUCGCCGGCGAGAUUGAGGAGACGAGCAAGCAGGUCGUCCUGACGCGCCUGGAGCACCUCGACAAGCUCGAGUAG
Messenger RNA from Purpureocillium lilacinum, 432 nucleotides. Its product is annotated as AP-2 complex subunit sigma. NCBI's taxonomy places the organism in Eukaryota, Fungi, Ascomycota, Sordariomycetes, Hypocreales, Ophiocordycipitaceae. Gene Ontology annotation, biological process: clathrin-dependent endocytosis; protein transport. The record is from RefSeq and is a predicted model, not a curated record. Gene Ontology annotation, cellular component: intracellular membrane-bounded organelle; AP-2 adaptor complex. Gene Ontology annotation, molecular function: clathrin-cargo adaptor activity.